This is a messenger RNA of Scophthalmus maximus (turbot), 3098 nucleotides long. RefSeq names its product tetratricopeptide repeat protein 9A. Gene Ontology annotation, molecular function: protein binding. NCBI's taxonomy places the organism in Eukaryota, Metazoa, Chordata, Actinopteri, Pleuronectiformes, Scophthalmidae. The transcript has 3 exons. The record is from RefSeq and is a predicted model, not a curated record. Bases 1528 to 2277 code for a protein of 249 amino acids.
UGAAGUUUAGACAAUUGGUUGGACAAGAAAGUAUUGUGAAGGUGGGGUUUAGGUCAUUUUUGAUGGCCAAUUAUAUUUCUGUAAUUAUAUUAUUUAUAAUUAAUUUGCAAUCAUGCAGUUUGGUAUUGGAACUUUUACUAAAGUACAGGGCCUGCAUACUUAUAUUACCUGUAGACUACACAUGGGUACACAGAUACACAAGUUUUGCACCUUAUUUGGCAAUAUUGUGCCCACUCUUUCAUUUCAUACAAACCAUUAACUUUAUUGAAAUAGAGAUAUGUAUUCUACCAUGCGUCAUUAUUGACAACACAUCUCUUAUCUGUAGAACACAAAUAAAUGCACAACAAAGCAUCAUUUUAAGCAUAACAGUAUGUGCAACCAGUCACAGAAAAUAGCUUCCGUGGUUCACGGUCUUUAUUUUUAAUCGGCAUUUGCUCCAGAGACCUGGAAUUCCAGAGACACACCCUGACAGCUGAGGUCACUGCCCUGCGAGUGUGACUGGACAGAUGGAUCCGAGCAUGGUGGAUAAACGAGCUCUCUCUCACACACACACACACACACACACACACAAAGCGUUGUUGAGAAAACGACAGGAGGAUUAUAUCUGAGCAAAAGAGGCGAACUAUAGGUCAUCAUCUUGCUGCCCCUCCACCAGUAACACCAUUACCCUGCACAAAACCCCAAUUUGAAUGACAUCAUAGCCUGUUAUUAGAGACAGCAGCCUGUCAUGUGUCUGACCACAGUGGCUGCGCAGAAAGCGGGCAGUCGAGAAGAAAGGCAGGCUGGAUGAUCUGAUUCUGAUUCAUCGCAGUUGACUGAAUUUCUGCAAUCUGUGAUCGGCAUGAUCACUGAUGUGGAGGGAGGUGCAUUGGGGGGUUGAUAUUCACAUACUGUAGAUAAAUUGCCUUUUAGCUUCAGGAGGCAGAAAUAUUGGCAUUUCAUCAUGCACUUGCAUGACUGUGUGAGUCAUUAUUUUAUCUUCACUUUUAAAAAGGGGACUCUGACAUUUAUUUGGCACAAGACAAUGAGCACAAGAUGGGCCAUUGAGGGAGAACUAUAUUUAAAAAAAAAAUUAAUAAAAAAUAGCCUGCAAUCAUAAAAGCAUCGCCCCAUUAUCAAUACAUAAAAUAUUUACAUAGAGCAAUGGGCCCCGUUUAGCAAAGUGAUAAUGGAAGUGUACAUCCAAAACAAAUUGAUGAUUACAUCAGGACUCCCCCCCGCCGCACGAGCCCCACGGGACAAGGUGGCCCUGUGUCUAUCGACCAAUCGGCUCGUCGGAGAGGAAAAGAUACGAGAGCGCAGACGGAACACACGACGGUCGGCGGUGCGCGCAUCGUGCGCUCAGGGUUGCGCAGAGAUAGAGGAGACGUAGCUGCGACACUGUACAGCGAGGCGAAGACGCGGCCACGACCGAGAGGAUGCAGUGAGGUAGCCUCGAUCACUUUCCCCUCAGAUAGUAUACAGACACUCUAUCACAUACAAUUUAAAAAAAAAAAAAAUAUAUAUAUAUAUAUAUAUAGCGUCGAAAUGAGUGUGAUCCCGGCUGGGCACGAAGGCAGGAUGGACGGUGGCGGCGGCGGAGGCUCCCCGAGGCUCCAGCAGUGCGCGCAGCCUCCCAGCAGCAGCAGCAGCAGCGGCAGCGGCAGCAGUCGGACCAAGGAUGCCAGACACCAGCAGCAGCAGCAGCAGCAGCAGCUGCAGAGGCAUCACGGCGGCUCCAUGUGGAAGCAGCCGUCUCACAGCGAGCCGGCCGACGUCGUGCGUCGUGCGCUGGACUUCAAGUGCCAGGGCACCCAGUGCUACAAGGACAAGAAGUACCGCGAGGCGAUCGGCAAGUACCACCGCGCUCUGCUGGAGAUCAAGGGGCUGUGCAGGGUGCUGGGGGACCCGGACGCCGGCACCAAGUCCCCGGCCUGCCUGCUGCCGACCCUCAGCAAGUCCACCACGCUCACGGAUGAGCAGAAGGGCGCCAUGGAGAACGCCGAGCUGGAGUGUUACAACAGCCUGGCCGCCUGUCUUUUGCAAAUGGAGCUGGUGAACUACGAACGAGUGAAGGAAUACUGUUUGAAAGUGCUGCACAAGGAAGGGAAGAACUUCAAGGCCCUUUACCGAUCCGGAGUGGCCUAUUACCACCUCGGAGACUUCCAGAAGGCCCUGUACUACCUGAAGGAGUCACACAAACAGGAGCCAUCAGACACCAAUGUCAUCCGCUACAUCCAGCUGACAGAGAUGAAGAUUCGCCGAACUGUCCAAAGGGAAAAGAAAGAGGCGACAUAAGCGCCCGCCGUUCCGAUGGCUUCGCGCCCGUCAAGAAUUUCAGCCCUACUGUGUGCCGCCCAGACCUUGCAACACCACGAGUCAGAGGUCUCGGUGUGAAAACGAUGUUAUGUUUGCUUUUGCUUUGCACACCAUCCGGUUGCCGGUUAUGUGAUUGAACUUCACCGUUGUGUGCUUGAAGCAUUCUUUAAAAAACCCCAAAAAACUGUACAAGAUAUUGAGUUUCUGUCUCCAUACCGCCAAACUGAUCUAGAAUCAAUUCAUCCAGAGUAUGUUUUAACUAUUACAAACUCAUGCACUGCCAGUCCAAACAUUGCACAUACAGGCCAACACUUGUGAUAGAGACAGGAGCAACAAGAUCCGCAGGGUGAAUCCAGCAUGUCUGCAGGCGAGUGUAACUGUAAAUUAGCACCUGCCCUCGCACAAGAUGGCGCAGAGUAAGUGAGUAACAAACCACUUCCACCUCUGUCACCAUACUUUGAUUUUUUUUUUGUAAGUAUUAUAAGUAUUAUAAGAUCAAGAUUUUUUUUUUUUUACUUUAAAUUAUUACUAAAUAAAAGGUGCUUUCAAUAAGUAGGUUUCUAACAAAGUGAAAGACAUCAGGAGCACAUGGUUGCUACUUGCAGUAUGAACUUAAAGAGACAUAUCACAAAAUGUAAAUAGGCUUCUUGAUAGAAAUCACUAGAAAAUAUUGUGGAGAGGCAAAGCUACUUGUGUUAAUUAAUGCCAAAAAGAAGCACUUCAUUCACAGCAUUUACUGUAUCAAAAAAAUACUCUAUGUUUACUGUAAAGGUAUGUGUGUAAUAAAUGUAUUCUGUCUA